AUGCGCAAGGAGGGCCCCAAUAGGUGCCUCAACUGCCUGGGAUUUCGCUGUCUCCGACGGGCUGGUGUCUGUGCCAUGCACGGAUUUGUCAUAGGAACCUGUCUGUGUUUGUCUGCAGUUUGCAUUUUGGUUCCAAUGUGCAUUGCAGCCAUCUCCUAUAGAUCUUGGGUUGCUCAGGUGUUUGUUUACACAUUGAUGGGGUACAUAUCUGUGGUCUACCUUUCCAGUUACUGCCUAGCAAUCUUCACUCCUCCGGGAUUUACAAUACCAGACGAGGCAUUUACGUCUUGCGGAAAAUGCCACAAUGCUCGUCCCAUGCGGACUCAUCACUGCAGCAUCUGCGGUAGAUGUGUGCUAAAGUAUGAUCACCAUUGCCCCUGGAUUGGAAACUGUGUUGGGCUUCGUAAUCAUGGCUACUUCCUCCGCUUCUUACUCUUUGGUGUCCUCGGCUCACUGACAAGCUGCCUUAUAAACAUCAUAAGCUUCAUCACGAACUCCUUUCUUCCAGAGACUGAUAAAAGGAUACGCAUAGGGAUAUUUGUUCUUGGCACAGGAAUUGAUUGCUUGAACAUUUUAGCAUGCAUGGUCAUUAUUGUUUCUCAGCUUCCUGCAAUCUUGCAUAAUGAGAUUGGGGCUGAAGAGUGUGAUUAUCACUGGGUGAAGGAGAGGUGCAAGCGCCUUGGGAUCCCCUUUCCGUACCCUUACUCUAGCGGCCUCCGUACUAAUCUCUCCGAGCUUUUUGGGGAGCGUAUGAUAGCAGCUCUCCUUCUGCCCGCUCGAAUACGGCCCACACGAAGUGGCUACGACUAUGAGAUGUCUCCAAAAUACGUUCGACUAAUUGAGGCAUACAAUGCAGUCGCUUCCGGGACAGCAGAUGAAAGCGUCAUAUUUAGCGCCCUGAAAAAUAGAGCCAUAGAUUUAUCGGGUGAAGAGAUGAAUUGA
Molecule: messenger RNA, 942 nt
Organism: Giardia duodenalis
Lineage: Eukaryota; Fornicata; Diplomonadida; Hexamitidae
Product: Zinc finger domain
Exons: 1
Coding region: 1-942 (313 amino acids)
Molecular function (GO): palmitoyltransferase activity
Source: RefSeq, a predicted model, not a curated record